Messenger RNA from Drosophila erecta, 1143 nucleotides. RefSeq lists its product as uncharacterized. The transcript is spliced from 2 exons. Lineage: Eukaryota; Metazoa; Arthropoda; Insecta; Diptera; Drosophilidae. The record is from RefSeq and is a predicted model, not a curated record. The coding region runs from base 210 to 809 and encodes 199 amino acids.
GAGUAACGGGUAGCUGAUAGUCAAGCAACUCUACUAAAGCAGUCUCAAAACGGGUGCAUAUUAGAACAACAUAAAUACAACUCUGUUGAUGUCGCAACCCUGGAAAAGGUAUUUAAAACUUCAACUAGGCAGCCCUGGAAGCUCCUAAUUUACAUGUUUUAUUUCAAACUCUGUUCAACGUCAUUCUGUUUAAUUGUGCAAUUUCGAACAUGAAUGUGAACAAAGCCAGAAGUGAGAUGACUACGAUGUCCGAGCAAGUGUGCAAGGAUGCGGAGCAGUGGAAAAAAGGCAUCCAGAAUGGUCAGGCGGCCAUGAGGCAGAUCCGGACCAUAAAUCUUAAGCUGUUCAGCACGGAGAAUCAGCUCAACAAUGCGGACUCGCGUAAGGAGCUCCAGACCACGGAGAAACGAAUCAACCAGUUGUACCAACGCCUCCAACGUCCCCUCGCCACGAUAGGCCAAAUCUUUAAGAACCUGACCGAGAUCAGGGACAACACAGCCAGGAUGUUGAACCGCUUGACCCUUUUUUUGGACGACGAUUCACUGGCGAAGCACAUGAUAACGCCCAAGCUCGACAGUUCCAGGCUUCUGGCGAUGCUGCAGUUCCUGAGCCGCCGCUACGAUGCCGAAUGGGAGGUCAAGGAGAUGGUUGUGAACGACUUGGAGAGCAUCAGCAACUCCUACGAGAUGAACCUUGUGAUGGAUUGCUGGAGCAUUUGCAGUCACGCAGGUGGUCAGGAGUUCUCCAAAAAGAUGCGCGAAUAUUACCUGAUCAUUGAUCGGCGGCAACCUUGGGUGAAGUUGACCUAAAACGAAGAAAUAUACUACUUCCGGGAUACAUUUAAAUGCAUUAGACUAGGAAACACACGUUACGUUUUGAAUUUGAUGUUAGUUUUAUUUGAAAAAUUGUUUUUUAGUUUGUAUUUGUUACCGCCUGUUUGCCAAACAAAUCUAUAAUCUGUAAAGAAAUUACAAAAAAUUUGUUGUUCCUUCUUUGUGUCGUUUUUGCUUUGCACAUUUAAAAUUUGACCCAUUUUUUGACCUUUGCUAUUUGCUCAUCGAUUUUGCUCUUGUUCCGUUUCUGACUUGGUAGCAAAACAAAACUUAAUUGUAAUUUUACUACAACAACAUUUUGUUUUUGCCC